GAGAGAGAGAGAGAGAAAGAGGUGGGUGAGGGGGGCAGACAUCAUCGGAAGGAGGGAGACACGGCUCAAAGUGGAGUCUGCAGAAGCCAACUGGAGGAGAGGAAAAACCAACUCGGACUCAUAACUGCAUGCCAGACGCAACGCAAGCAACGACUCCGUCACACUAAAAUAGAUUUUGCUAGGGCCCAAAGGAUAAAUUACGAGGCAGAAAUGAAUAUCAGACAACUCCCAGCGGUUUGCACCUAGAGAAAGACAGGAAGAACCCACUAACAACCCGACCCAAUCCAAACAACGCCUCCAGAAGGAAAAGAGGAAAACCAGGACAAGAGGACCCCCUGAGAAGAGAGACAAGCACGCUGAGCCUGCAGGGCGUCUGCAAACCGAGUGUGCAGCGGCCCAAGCAGCACUCUGCUGCUCUUCGGACAUUAAUUACAUCCUUCACUUUCCAUUUGGGGGAGGGUGAGGAGGAAGGCAUCACCUACAUUAAGUGAAGACGCCCUACCAGCGUGGGAGAAGUUUAAGAAUGAGCCACUGAAUGUUUUCCUUUUAUUUUAAAAUUUACCUUGGCACUUAAAAGACUUCAUUUUCAGCUAUCUGGCCAAUCUUGACUGCUGCAGACAUCGAACCUCUGGGUAACCUGAACUUCUGUCUGCCUCACCGUCCCUCCACCCAUCUCUCCUAAAAAGUGCCAUCCUUAUUUCACUCAUCAAGAGAAAGCAAGAAAGUCCGAGUAGGUAUUUACGUUUUUCCAAAAAUCACAUUCUCUAUAAACUUCUGAAGAAGAAAGAAGGAGGAAGGAGGAAGGAGGAGGAGGAGGGGAAGAAGAAAAGGUUUCCAAAGAGGGAAAAGCAAAAGGGAGCCGGCUACAGCAUCAGCCGACCAGCCCAGGUGGAAACCGAGAGUGAAAGUGGGGUUUUGGGGAGCGCACCGCCUUUCCACAGCCGCAGGGCCACCACUAGUGCGUGAGCCUUGGAUCCCUCAACGUAUUGCGAGACGCCGGUGUACAGCCCGGACCUGUGCCCCAACAUGAUCGCCGCUCAGGCCAAGCUGGUUUACCAGCUCAAUAAAUACUACACCGAGCGCUGCCAGGCGCGCAAGGCGGCCAUCGCCAAGACCAUCCGAGAGGUCUGCAAGGUGGUUUCGGACGUGCUGAAGGAGGUGGAGGUGCAGGAGCCGCGCUUCAUCAGCUCUCUGAGCGAGAUCGAUGCCCGCUACGAGGGGCUGGAGGUCAUCUCGCCCACCGAGUUCGAGGUGGUGCUCUACCUAAACCAAAUGGGCGUCUUCAAUUUCGUGGACGACGGCUCGCUGCCGGGCUGCGCCGUGCUCAAACUCAGCGACGGGAGGAAGCGGAGCAUGUCUCUCUGGGUGGAGUUCAUCACUGCGUCCGGCUACCUCUCAGCCCGCAAGAUACGCUCGCGCUUCCAGACGCUGGUCGCCCAGGCGGUGGACAAGUGCAGCUACCGGGACGUGGUCAAGAUGAUCGCCGACACCAGCGAGGUCAAGUUGCGCAUCAGGGAGCGCUACGUGGUGCAAAUCACCCCCGCGUUCAAGUGCACCGGGAUCUGGCCUCGCAGCGCUGCACAGUGGCCCAUGCCGCACAUCCCCUGGCCCGGCCCCAAUCGCGUGGCGGAGGUCAAGGCCGAAGGGUUCAACUUGCUCUCCAAGGAGUGCUACUCGCUGACCGGCAAGCAGAGCUCGGCGGAGAGCGACGCCUGGGUGCUGCAGUUCGGCGAGGCGGAGAACCGCCUGCUGAUGGGCGGCUGCAGAAACAAGUGUCUCUCGGUCCUGAAGACGCUGCGGGACCGCCACCUGGAGCUGCCGGGCCAACCGCUCAACAACUACCACAUGAAGACGCUGCUGCUGUACGAGUGCGAGAAGCACCCGCGGGAAACGGACUGGGACGAGGCGUGCCUGGGCGACCGGCUGAACGGCAUCCUGCUGCAGCUCAUCUCCUGCCUGCAGUGCCGCCGCUGCCCGCACUACUUUCUGCCCAACCUCGACCUCUUCCAGGGCAAGCCACACUCGGCCCUGGAGAGCGCUGCCAAGCAGACCUGGAGGUUAGCCAGGGAAAUCCUCACCAAUCCCAAAAGCCUGGACAAACUAUAGGGUGCUUCAGACUGCGUGGAAAAGCGACAGAACGGGCGUGCUCUCCCGGAACACCCAAGGCGCACAGCCACAAACAGCAAAAACUCUAGGCACAAACUUUUAUGUAAAUCACCUACAAGAAA
Messenger RNA from Nannospalax galili (Upper Galilee mountains blind mole rat), 2228 nucleotides. RefSeq names its product mab-21 like 2 (gene Mab21l2). The transcript has a single exon. Lineage: Eukaryota; Metazoa; Chordata; Mammalia; Rodentia; Spalacidae. The coding region runs from base 1027 to 2106 and encodes 359 amino acids. The record is from RefSeq and is a predicted model, not a curated record.